Molecule: messenger RNA, 1032 nt
Organism: Girardinichthys multiradiatus
Lineage: Eukaryota; Metazoa; Chordata; Actinopteri; Cyprinodontiformes; Goodeidae
Gene: them6
Product: thioesterase superfamily member 6
Exons: 3
Coding region: 142-753 (203 amino acids)
Source: RefSeq, a predicted model, not a curated record
CCAUUAUUGGUUGAUUUAAAAAGCACCACAGUAUGGUGCUUUUACUUUGAAGAUUAUUACCGGAAGUUUUUCAGAAGUUAAAUUGAGCUGUGCCGACUCCGCAGUUUUCGGCUGACACCAGAAGGCACGGGCACGGCAGAGAUGUGGUGGGUGGUGUGGCUCCUUGCUGCCUUAGUGGUUCUCUUCUGCACUCUGGAUGUGUGGUACUUCCUGCGAGCUGGCACCGUGAUCUUGCGGGCCUGGUUUCAACCUCCUGUGUGGGACAUCACAGGAGAGCAGGUCAUAACAGGACGCGUCACUCCGCACGACAUCGACAUGUGCCAUAUGAACAAUGCUCGGUACCUCCGGGAGUGCGACUUUGCCCGCUUCUCUCUUUACAUGCGUAACGGUGUGUUCAAAGCGGUGUGGGCCCUCGGAGGCAACAUGGUGGUGGCGGCCACCACCAUUCGCUACCGCAGGGCCCUGUGUAUAGGAGAGGCUUAUGAUCUGUGCAGUCGGAUUGUAACUUGGGAUGACAAGGCCUUUUUCCUGGAGCAGAGGUUUGUGUCCACAAAAGACAGACUGGUGUGUGCCGUCAUGUACUGCAAGCAGAGUGUGAUACGCUGCAGCCCUGACAAGAUCUUGCAGCACUUGUGUAAAAGGAAGGUGGAGCGCCCUGAGUUUCCAGAAGACCUGCAGCAUUGGGUCAACUUCAUCUCUGCCAGCAGCCACACCCUGAGAGCUGAGAGUUGUCUUGAGGAGAAGAACAAAUAAAGGUGGAUGGGCAGAUAUUCUGUGUUUUUAGCCAAACCAGCCAGUUUAUCUCCACAAGAUAUGUAAUCUUCUCACAGAGACUCUAAACAUCUGCACAGUUAUGUCGCUACUUCACUGUUGUGCCUGUUCUUUGCACUAAGGGUACUUUCAACCCAGUAUUUAAACAUAUGACACAGGAAUAUUGGUGUACAUUGCAUCAAAAACUGUGGUACAUUGCAACUUUUGUAAGUGUAAAUAUGUUUUAUCAGGUAGCAGCAGCAAUAAAACACAUUGAUGGGG